AUGGACGCAUCGAGAACGGAAGCUACCUCAAUUUAUCGCCUUCCAAAGGUUAAGCAAUCAGUAUCCACCGAGUCUAUACUUGGACCAGAAGGAGAACUAGCCGAACAACAGGAAUCCGAUGAAGAUACAUGCGAACUUGUGAGAAGAGCAGAAUUAAUGAAGCCGGCAAGUGAUCUCAGAAGGAUGGUAGCAGUAGAAAAAGAUAACAGGGAGAAAGAUACCAAGAAGAAGUCUUUGAGUAGUGCGAAGACGGCGAGAGCAAUCACACCACCCAGCAAAAGAAGGGAUAUAGAUGAAGGUCUAGCCACUGCCGUCCUUAGUUUGGAUGCUCUACUACGUACUCCAUUAAGUGAAUCACCAGUGCAAGGUUCACUACUAUCCUUGUAUUCUUCAAAAACAUUGAUCUCAAAAAUGGAAGAACAGCACUGA
Molecule: messenger RNA, 429 nt
Organism: Cylicostephanus goldi
Lineage: Eukaryota; Metazoa; Nematoda; Chromadorea; Rhabditida; Strongylidae
Source: the annotation of a GenBank genome assembly